Polyodon spathula (Mississippi paddlefish) is the source of this 3661-nucleotide messenger RNA. RefSeq names its product max dimerization protein 3-like. Gene Ontology annotation, biological process: regulation of transcription by RNA polymerase II. The transcript is spliced from 6 exons. The record is from RefSeq and is a predicted model, not a curated record. NCBI's taxonomy places the organism in Eukaryota, Metazoa, Chordata, Actinopteri, Acipenseriformes, Polyodontidae. Bases 288 to 878 code for a protein of 196 amino acids. Gene Ontology annotation, molecular function: protein dimerization activity; DNA-binding transcription factor activity, RNA polymerase II-specific; RNA polymerase II cis-regulatory region sequence-specific DNA binding.
UUUCAUUCACAGCGUCGUGGUAUAACAGCAACCGAGUCAAUAAAUACCUACUUUUUAAAAAGAUCAUUCAAUUCACAAUGCAUUAUUGGUUAGUAUUUUUAGUGUUUCUGUAAACCGCAACGUUGCAAAGGCGUGGCCGGACCUGGUUUAACGUUCUAAUGGGCGUGGUCACUCUCCCAGUAUUGUCAGACUUGUGGUGACGCGAAUUUGAGCCAGGCGUUGGACAGUCUGUAGCGGGGUAGUUAUUUACACUUGUGUGUUUUAUAUACUCUGUAAACACAGUGGAAAUGAACUCGUGCAACAUCCAGGUCCUGUUGCAAGCAGCGGAGUAUCUUGAGAGGAGAGAACGGGAAGCAGAGCACGGGUAUGCAUCUGCAUCGCCGUUUUACAAUAAGAGUGCUGCGGAUCAGCGAAGCAAGCAGAAACCCCGGAAGAACCCGGACAGCAUCAGGACAGUGCACAAUGAGCUGGAGAAGCACAGACGAGCCCAGCUUCGCCACUGCCUGGAGCAGCUGAAACAGCAGGUCCCUCUGAGCGCAGAGUCCUCGAGAAACACGACUCUGAACCUGCUGCGCCGGGCUCGCCUGCACAUCAAGCUGCAGGAGCAGGACAAGCGUGCUGAACGUAUGAAGGACCGUCUGCGCUGGGAGCAGAGUGGGCUGCGCGGGAGGCUGGAACAGCUGCUGGGGGGGACAGAGAGAACGAGGAACGACAGCCUGGGAUCAGCACUGUCUUCGGAGAGGUCCGACUCUGACCAAGAGGACAUGGAGAUUGAUGUGGAGAGCACAGUGUUCGUGUGUGUGGAGACGGAGAGCCUGGGAGUUACACAGCGCGAAGGAGAUCACAGCUACUCCAGCCCAGGACUGGUCUGGCUAUGACACCAACACCAUCUGCUGGUCAGAAGAAAGAAAAAACAAAAAAGUUUUUUUUGUUUCGGCAGUGAAACAAUUAGAGAAGCACUUACUGAAACCCGGCUACAGCACAGGACCUUCUGUGACAGGUUUGCAUUCAUUUUAUAGAUGCAAUCCAAGCAGGCAACAUGCAAAGACCUGCAGGAAUCACUGGAGACUAAUACAUUAUCACAACUGCGCUUCCUGUCAAUAGGACAAGGGCAUGUACAAAAAAAACCAACACACACCAGACAUGGAAAUCAAACUCCUGUUGCUUAACAGUUUAAUAAGAGCUUGGUACUUAUACACUGGGGCUAAUUAACCUGGAAUGAGUGAACCUCCUAUGCAACAGGAGUCUUCUUUCCAUCCCUACAGUCACACACACCUGAAAACAAAUUCCAUGGCAAGGGAUCUGAUAAACAGUAUAUGAGUAAUUCUGACAGGAUAAAUUGUUAAAUGAUACUCAGUCGACUGUUCUCCAUAGAACUCCAGUGUGCAAUUCUUCAAUAUUCGUUAUUCCCUUUGCCCCAGGGAUGGACUGUUUUGCAGAACUUAAUUUCCCAUCAAAGCUUGGUGCCUUUCUGCUCAGAGUAACAGAUGCAAAAGAGUUAACAAAAGGGAAGCUAAAGGGUAGUUAGUGUAUUUUAGAUUCAUUUUGAAAUUUGAUGUAAUACUAAAAUCUCACCUUAACCCUUGUGACAAGUCCAGGGUGCCAAACUGGGUUGGGUUGUUAGCAGCUUUGGAAAAUUAUAUUUGUGAAUGGUGAUGAAAUUGUGUUUUUUUUUUUUUUUCAUUGUAACUUGGUGCGAAGGGAAUUGUAAGCUGUAAAGGGCCGUGUUCACAAAACAUCAUCGUGAUACGUUUGCACCAUUUCUUCUGUUAAAAACCUAAACGCAGCUAGAGUACAAGUGCAGCCAGCAGCUCUUUAAAGAAAUGUAAAGCUUUGUAACAUCAACUGUUUAGAAAAACAAAAAUGCAGGUUUAAAUGGACGGUGACAAGUGCUUUGUGAAUACGGCCUACAGUCUGUUAUAUAGAAGAAGGCGCUGAUGUGGCUUUCUACUGUCCAGAGCUGACUGUUUGCACAGGCUGCGAUACUGCCGUACUGAUCGUGGCUCCACUCUGAGAUUCGCACUGUGUUCUACUGGCAGUGUGAGUGUGCCAGAGUCUCUGGACCCACUGCCCUCCCUCCGUACUGCAGGCUGGCGGUCUGACCACCAAGCUGGGGUGAUGGGCUGACCAGAGUAUAUCUGAACAGCGGCUCUUGGGCUGUCUGUGCCAGGCAAGCCAGUUAGGCACCUGGACGCCUAUUUUAAGUCUGUCAGGCACUGAAAAAGUAAAAGUUAAUUGUGACUUUGAAUUGAGCAAGCUGUCCUACUGCUCUGCCCAUAACCAUAAAUACCAGCUGGACUGCCGCUGUUCAGAAAGAAAGCCUGGUACCUCACCUCACACACAGCACUAAACUGCCUUCUUUCUUUCAUUUCCAUUGAGGUAAAAUGUUAUUUUGUACACUUUAUAUUUAUGAGUGAGUUUGAAGGUGGGCGGGUUGACGGAGCACUUCAGCGUUCCAUUCAGUAUGUUAUUGUGUAGAUGUUUCUCGUGAUUAUGUAGAGCUGACACCCAUCCUCGUGUUGGGACCUGUUGUAUCAGUGGUCUGGAUAAGCAGGUGCUGCUCAGUGUUCAGCACAGACAAGCCUCAGUGAGGUUCAGCAAGCGUGCCUCAUUAGAGCAACUGCUGUUUCAGAAUGUGCAAGGAGCCCUUAUCCACCUAGAAGCACUUAGGAACCCCGCGUUUCAUUGUUUUAAUUUAAGCUGGGUUUUUUUUGUUUUUUUUUGGGGGGGGGGGGGGGUAAUUUGGCUAUUGCUAAACAGCCAAGUGGUAGAAAGUCUUGUAAGUAGCUUUACUAGUGUUAGUACAGAUCCACAUUGAGUGCUUUCCCAGAUGCAGUAUCUCCCCUCUAGGAGAAACCAAGUCUGUCAUUCCUUAUGUGACAGUGCCCUCUAGGGAUGACCGUGUCGUUGUACAGCAUGCUUAAAAUAUAAAAAAAAUGAGAUGCAUUGAAAAUAAUCAAACACAGUUAUGAUGUUAAGUCUGGAUUGUCAGGUGUCGGUUGUAAUCUCACUUCCAAUGUAUUGUCCUAGAAUGCUGUGCCCCAGAACCUUGGUUCUCUCUUGUGAAUUGGUUUAUUGUUUAAAGCAAUGGAGGUUUCUGGACUGCUUACGUGGAAUCACACCUUCGCCGCUUGGUUGUAAAUGCAAGGUUGGUUAAGAGAAGAAGCAACUCAAGCACGUUCGACAUUUCUAGAACUUGCUGUCCUGUUUCCUUCUUUUCACAGAAAAUAACAAAACAGCUGUGCUCACCGAACCUUAACGAUGAUCAGGCACAGCAAUGCUUGUUUGCAGAAGUCCAGAAACUCGCUCUUAACGACAUUGUCCUAAGUAUCAUCCUGACACUAAAGUAAGCUCUCGGCAAGUAAAUACAACAAAAUAAUCUACUGGUGUUAAAGUCUUAACGAGACUACAGCAGAUGAAAGGCAAUGUGUUUCAAAUAAACACUGCAGAUUGUGUUAUGUGCCGGGCCGGGCAGUACCCCAGCCUCUGGGCUCUGGAGCCGGUAAGGGCUUGCUGUGGAAGCUGAAGGCAUGAUGGGAAAGACUCAAUACUGGAUCAGAGUUGGGCAGUUUAUUAUUUCCUCUCCCAGUAGAAGUAAUCUCAUGUAGCAUUGUUUAUACUUGUAUGAUUUUGUACGAUAAUAAAUAUUUUUGUAUAUUUA